UUAGUACUUCUACAGUAGAAGGGACAAGCACCCUUCCCCUUCUUAGCACUUCACAACCUGAAACCAGUGCUGCAGCCACCUCUACCAUAGGAAUAAUCUCCACCUCUCCUCUAGAGACGACAUCUGCAGCUCAAACUACAGCAAUGACUAGCAGCACUAGAAGUGAGGAGACAACCACGCUUCCUCUUCCGACAGCUUCAGAACCUGGGAGCACAGCUACAGCCACCUCAACUUUUCCGGAGACCUCCACAACUCCUGUAGAAACCACAACCCCAACAGAGAGGACGACAAGAACUAGUACCACUGGAGCUGAAGUGACAACCACCAUUUCCCUCCCUGCAACUUCACAACCUGAAAGCACAACUGCAGCCACCUCAACUGCUCCAGAAACAACCACAGUUCUGCAAGACACAACUUCCCCAGCUGAGACUACACCAAUAAUUAGUACUUCUACAGUAGAAGGGACAAGCACCCUUCCCCUUCUUAGCACUUCACAACCUGAAACCAGUGCUGCAGCCACCUCUACCACAGGAAUAACCUCCACCUCUCCUCUAGAGACGACAUCUGCAGCUCAAACUACAGGAAUGAGUAGCAGCACUAGCAGUGAGGAGACAACCACGCUUCCUCUUCCGACAGCUUCAGAACCUGGGAGCACAGCGAUAGCCACCUCAAUGUUUCCAGAGACCUCCACAACUCCUGUAGAAACCACAACCCCAACAGAGAGGAUAACAAGAACUAGUACCACUGGAGCUGAAGUGACAACCACACUUUCCCUUCCUUCAACUUCACAACCGGAAAGCACAACUGCAGCCACCUCAACUGCUCCAGAAACAACCACAGUUCUGCAAGACACCACUUCCCCAGCUGAGACUACACCAAUAAUUAGUACUUCUACAGUAGAAGGGACAAGCACCCUUCCCCUUCUUAGCACUUCAAAAUCUGAAACCACUCCUGCAAACACCUCUACCAUAGGAAUAACCUCCACCUCUUCUCUAGAGACGACUUCUGCACCUCAAACUACAGCAAUGAUUAGUAGCACUAGAAAUGAAGAGACAACCACGCUUCCCCUUCUUACAACUUCAGAACCUGAGAGCACAGCUACAGCCACCUCAACUAUUCCGGAGACCUCUGCAACUUCUGUAGAAACCCCAACCCCAACAGAGAGGACAACAAGAACUAGUACCACUGGAGCUGAAGUGACAACCACACUUUCCCUUCCUUCAACUUCACAACCUGAAAGCACAACUGCAGCCACCUCAACUGCUCCAGAAACAACCACAGUUCUGCAAAAGACCACUUCCCCAGCUGAGACUACACCAAUAAUUAGUACUUCUACAGUAGAAGGGACAAGCACCCUUCCUCUUCUUAGCACUUCACAAUCUGAAACCACUCCUGCAGCCACCUCUACCACAGUAAUAACCUCCACCUCUCCUCUAGAGUCGACUUCUGCACCUCAAACCACAGCAAUGACUAGUAGCAGUAGAGGUGAAGAGACAACCACAUUUCCCCUUCUUACAACUUCAGAACCUGGGAGCACAGCUACAGCCACCUCAACUUUUCCGGAGACCUCCACAACUCCUGUAGAAACCACAACCCCAACAGAGAGGACAACAAGAACUAGUACCACUGGAGCUGAAGUGACAAUCACAAUUUCCCUCCCUGCAACUUCACAAGCCGAAAGCACAACUGGAGCCACCUCAACUGCUCCAGAAACAACCACAGUUCUGCAAGACACAACUUCCCCAGCUGAGAGUACUCCAAUAAUUAGUACUUCUACAGUAGAAGGGACAAGCACCCUUCCCCUUCUUAGCACUUCACAACCUGAAAUCAGUGCUGCAGCCACCUCUACCACAGGAAUAACCUCCACCUCUCCUCUAGACACGACAUCUGCAGCUCAAACUACAGGAAUGAGUAGCAGCACUAGCAGUGAGGAGACAACCACGCUUCCUCUUCCGACAGUUUCAGAACCUGGGAGCACAGCUAUAGCCACCUCAAUGUUUCCAGAGACCUCCACAACUCCUGUAGAAACCACAACCCCAACAGAGAGGAUAACAAGAACUAGUACCACUGCAGCUGAAGUGACAACCACACUUUCCCUUCCUUCAACUUCACUACCUGAAAGCACAACUGCAGCCACCUCAACUGCUCCAGAAACAACCACAGUUCUGCAAGAGACCACUUCCCCAGCUGAGACUACACCAAUAAUUAGUACUUCUACAGUAGAAGGGACAAGCACCCUUCCUCUUCUUAGCACUUCACAAUCUGAAACCACUCCUGCAGACACCUCUACCACAGGAAUAACCUCCACCUCUCCUCUAGAGACGACUUCUGCAGCUCAAACUACAGCAAUGACUAGUAGCACUAGAAGUGAAGAGACAACCACGCUUCCCCUUCUUACAACUUCAGAACCUGAGAGCACAGCUACAGGCACCUCAACUUUUCCGGAGACCUCCACAACUCCUGUAGAAACCACUACCCCAACAGAGAGGACAACAAGAACUAGUACCACUGGAGCUGAAGUGACAACCACAAUUUCCCUCCCUGCAACUUCACAAGCCGAAAGCACAGCUAUAUCCAGCUCUACCACAGCAGAAACAUCCAGCUCACCAUUCCAGAUGACUUCAGCAGCUCAAACUUCAGUAAUAACCAGUACUUCUACAAUAGAGGUGACAACCAUUCUUCUUAAUCCCACGACUACACUGCCUGCGAGCACAGCUAUGGCCACCUCAACUGCAACAGAAACCACGAAAGUUACGUUAAAGACCACUUCCCCAGCUGAGACUACACCAAUAAUUAGUACUCCUACAAUAGAAGGGACAACCACCCUUCCCCUUCUUAGCACUUCACAACCUGAAACCAGUGCUGCAGCCACCUCUACCAUAGGAAUAACCUCCACCUCUUCUCUAGAGAUGACUUCUGCACCUCAAACUACAGCAAUGACUAGUAGCACUAGACGUGAAGGGACAACCACACUUCCUCUUCCGACUGCUUCAGAACCUGGGAGCACAGCUAUAGCCACCUCAAUGUUUCCAGAGACCUCCACAACUCCUGUAGAAAUCACAACCCCAACAGAGAGGACAACAAUUACUAGUACCACUGGAGCUGAAGUGACAACCACACUUUCCCUUCCUUCAACUUCGCAACCUGAAAGCACAACUGCAACCACCUCAACUGCUCCAGAAACAACCACAGUUCUGCAAGACACCACUUCCCCAGCUGAGACUACACCAAUAAUUAGUACUUCUACAGUAGAAGGGACAACCACCCUUCCUCUUUUUAGCACUUCACAAUCUGAAACCACUCCUGCAGACACCUCUACCUUGGGAAUAACCUCCACCUCUCCUCUAGAGACGACUUCUGCAGCUCAAACUACAGCAAUGACUAGCAGCACUGGAAGUGAAGAGACAACCACGCUUCCCCUUCUUACCACUUUAGAACCUGGGAGCACAGCUACAGCCAUCUCAACGUUUCCAGAGACCUCCACAACUCCUGUAGAAACCACAACCCCAACAGAGAGGACAACAAUAACUACCUCAGAACCUGGGAGCACAGCUACAGCCACCUCAACUUUUCCAGAGACCUCCACAACUCCAGUAGAUACUACAACCCCAACAGAGAAGACAACAAUAACUAGUACCACUGGAGCUGAAGUGACAACCACACUUUCCCUCCCUGCAACUUCACAAGCCGAAAGCACAGCUAUAGCCAGCUCUACCACAGCAGAAACAUCCACUUCACCUUUCCAGAUGACUUCUGCAGCUGAAACUACAGCAAUAACUAGUACAACCAGAAGUGAAGAAACAACCACCCUUCUUCUUCUUACAGCUUCAGAAUCUGGGAGUACAUCGAUAGCCACCUCAACUACUCCAGAGACCUCCAAAACUCCUGCAGAGAUCACUUCUCCAGGAGAGACUACGACUAUAUCUACUAUCACUACAGUGGAAAAGGCAACCACAGUUACUCUUCCUACCAGCACCAGGAGAAACAACAGCAGCCAUCUCUGUGAUGACCACAACAUCGCUUUCACCUACCACAGCUGCAUUGACAAGUAA
This is a messenger RNA of Mauremys mutica (yellowpond turtle), 4052 nucleotides long. RefSeq names its product mucin-5AC-like. The record is from RefSeq and is a predicted model, not a curated record. The transcript is spliced from 3 exons. NCBI's taxonomy places the organism in Eukaryota, Metazoa, Chordata, Testudines, Geoemydidae. The coding region runs from base 144 to 4052 and encodes 1302 amino acids.